AUGUCCAAGUUCGGCGUCUUGGUGAUGGGCCCGGCGGGCGCCGGGAAAACCACCUUCUGCAAUGCCAUGAUCCAGCACCUUCAAAAUUCUCGCCGAAGUUGUUUCUACGUGAACCUCGACCCCGCCGCGGAAACCUUCAGCUACGAACCUGAUCUGGACAUCCGCGAACUGAUCACGCUAGAAGAUGUCAUGGAAGAGAUGGGCCUCGGCCCCAACGGCGGUCUCAUCUACUGUUUCGAGUUUCUACUGCAGAAUUUGGACUUUCUAUCGGACGCGCUCGAUCCGCUGAGCGAAGAGUAUUUGAUCAUCUUUGACAUGCCCGGCCAGAUCGAGCUCUAUACGCACGUUCCGCUAUUGCCGUCGCUGGUGCAGUUCCUGUCGCGCGCGGGGCCGCUGAACGUCAACAUGUGCGCGGCCUACCUUCUCGAGAGCACGUUCGUGGUGGAUAAGGCCAAGUUCUUUGCCGGCACGCUGAGUGCCAUGUCCGCCAUGCUGAUGCUCGAGAUGCCCCACGUGAACAUCCUGACGAAGAUGGACCAGGUUCGCGACAUGGUCAGUCGCAAGGAAUUGCGGCGCUUCACCAACGUCGACGUACAGCUUUUGCAGGACGAUAACGACGAUAGCCCGGGAGCGGCGGCCGAUCCGAUGGCCAAGGACGCGCUGAUGAGUGGUGGCUCGUUCAAUCAGCUCAAUCGCGCGGUCGCACAGCUCAUCGAUGAUUUCAGCAUGGUCUCAUUUCUACAGCUGGACGUGCAGGAGGAAGACAGUGUCGCGGCCGUCUUGAGUCAUAUCGACGAUGCGAUUCAGUACCACGACGCCCAGGAGCCGCGCGAGCCCCAGGACGCGCAAGACGUGGACUAUGAGGAUGCGGACAUGUGA
Messenger RNA from Aspergillus melleus, 879 nucleotides. Its product is annotated as putative signal sequence-binding GTPase GPN3. Gene Ontology annotation, molecular function: GTPase activity. The transcript has a single exon. NCBI's taxonomy places the organism in Eukaryota, Fungi, Ascomycota, Eurotiomycetes, Eurotiales, Aspergillaceae. The record is from RefSeq and is a predicted model, not a curated record. Bases 1 to 879 code for a protein of 292 amino acids.